Molecule: messenger RNA, 1206 nt
Organism: Aplosporella prunicola CBS 121167
Lineage: Eukaryota; Fungi; Ascomycota; Dothideomycetes; Botryosphaeriales; Aplosporellaceae
Exons: 1
Coding region: 149-910 (253 amino acids)
Source: RefSeq, a predicted model, not a curated record
UUUUUCCUUUAUUUUUUUUCCUGGUUCUCGUCUUUCGGCCUGCGCCAGAGCGUCACUGGGCUGGCCGCACACGCGCACGCACGCAUGCACUCACGCACGCACGCAUGCUCGCACUCGCACCCCGGCACCUGGCUCCCGGCACCUGGCAAUGGGACCAAACAACCAAGACAAACACGCUUGCAUGCUUAUCGCGCACUGCGCACCACCAUCGUCUUCCGUUGUCGUACAAAUCGCCCGCAAUUCACCUCUUUUGGCGCUUGCUCCUAAACCGGCGCAGCAAGCCGCGCACGCCCCCCUUCUUCUCCUUCUCUUUCUUCAUGUCUUUCUCCGCGUCGUUGCCAAAGCCCACGCACGCACCAGCGCCAGCCUUCUCAUCCACAGCCCCCCGCUCAGCACCAGCAGUAAUUACUGGCGCAGGGUUGCUCGUCGGCGCCGGCGCCGACUUGCGCUUGUCGGCCUCGUCCAGGCGCAGACCCAGGCCCUCAGGCCCGCUGGGGCUGUCGCGCGCACCGGGCGCCGCGGCCUGAGCCUCGCGCGUCGGGGGCCGGGCGUAGAAGGCCGACUGGGCCUUGGGGCGCGGCGCCGCCGGCUUCGACGAGUGGACCGUAUACGGCUGGUGGCGCGACUGGCGCGGCGUGUCGUUGUCCGAGUUGGAGGAGUCGUCGUCGUCCUCGCCGUCGCUCGACCCGCAUGUCGACGCGUACUCGCCCGAGAACUUGUGGUCCUCGAUGGCGGGGAGGACGAGGUCGUCGUCAUUCAGCAGGAUCUCCGGGGUGCGGGGCGGGCCAUCGCGAAUGUCGAUGCCGCUGCUGUGGCGCUUGGGGUUGCGCCUGCUAUGCGCGCGCCGCAUGAAGGCCGUGCCCGUGCUGUGCGCCCGCGUCCGCGUCUUCGGAUCCGACGUGGGCGCUGAGUGGAUCGUCUCGGACGACCCGCUGCGCCCAGGAUCGCCGCUCAGCAUCGCGAGCGCGUUGUUCCGGUGAAGCAGCCGCGAAACGUGGCGGUGGUGGUGCUGGCUCGGCGCAUCGGGGAUGCCCGGGCUGCUCGAUCGCGAGGGCGUCGUGAUGUUCUUGAUGCUGGCCAUACUCACCGUCCGCACGGGCGAGAACGGCAGCGGCGACGGACAGGGGCUCGAGGUGAUGCUGUCGCGGAUGCUGUCGCGGAGCGAGUCGCGGUGAUGGCGUUGGCGGUUGUAGUUGAAAACAGGUG